AAUAGCAUCUCUCUUUUUCGUCUCUUCUCACUUUGACAGAAAAACGUCACCCUGCCAAACAACCGCUUUACAGGAAGGGUAUGCCUUUGUUUUAUUUAUUUGUGCAUGACAUUCAUGUCGCUUAGCCGCAGCAAAGCAAAGCCAAGCCCAACCACAAGAACACCACAUAAUUUUGCAAUCAAUCGAUCAGUCUACCCUUUGAUCUGAUCUGACUUGAUCUGACUUGAUUGAGAGAUCUUAAGUUAAGCUUUAAUAAAAGAAAGAUGGAAGUGGUAGUAUCAAACUCAGGCUCAAGCUCAGGCUCAAGCAGUCCAAGUGCUGAAGAAGGGAAAUCCAAAUCUUCAGUCAGUGCUUCAGCUGCUUCGGCUAAGUCCAAAGCCUCUACAGCUGUAACUACCAGCACAACUACCUCAACUACUAGACAAGUGUCAACGUAUGAUUUGACUGGCAACUCUCCCACUGCCACAGUCACCACGACUAGCAUUCCUUAUACCCCUUCUUCCAGUUCCAACAAUCUUAUGCACACUGCAUCCGCAAUGCAGCGAGCCAAAGCUAGACGAGCUAGUCAAAGUCAACAGCUCAAGCUUCGCAAGCAGCAGCAACAGCAGCAGCAUUGCGGUGGCCACGAUGCUAGCUUUCCUGUGAAACUCCAUCAACUGCUCAGCACGUCGGAUCCACGAGUCAUCCAGUGGCAACCGGACAAUGACGGAAGAAGUUUCUGCAUUCUCAACUGCGACGCCUUUGAACGAGACGUUCUACCUAGGUUAUACCGCAAUGCCAAUGUAGAAAUGUUCGGACAGUUACUCAGUUUGUACGGAUUUCAGAGGGUAGAUCAUGGCCCCUACGAAGGAGACUACUACCACGCCAUGUUCAUGAGGGACAAGCCUCAGUUGGCACACAUGAUCCGAAAGAUGCAAGACAGUCCAAAUCCAAGCCCAACGUCUGGACCCACUGCCUACCCUUCCAUGUCCAUGGGCGGCUUCAGCAAUCAGGCAUUUUCCUCUUCCAUGCACGCCACUGUCACAUCACGACUCGUCGGGCUCAGCUUUCCCUCAAGACUCCACUAUUUGCUCUGCCAUGGAGUCUACGACCUGGGAUUGGAACGGAUCAUGAGCUGGCAACCGGGAGGUCAUUCCUUUGCCGUACACAGCUCCGAAGACUUUGAAAUCCAAGGGCUCGCAGAAAUGCUGGGCACUCCGGGGCAUGCGUCCUUUCGAGCACAAUUGUUCCUACACGCGUUCCAACGGGUACAAAGUGCUGCGGGCGACGUGGAGGCGUACUAUCAUCCAGAUUUCGUCCGGGAACAGCCACAGUUGUGUCGUCUCAUUAAAAGUCGAAAUCACAUCAAGAGUUCCUUUAUCCGUGGUGGUGGAGGAGGACCACGACCCACUUCGGCUCCCUGCACUCCCAAGGUCACCCGGCACAGGUCCAUUGUGUCUCCCAUGUCCGACACGUCCACCAAGUCCAUGAUUGACAAGUUGCCCGACGGACUCUUUUUGGAUUCGCAGCAGUCUUCCUCAGGUCAGGAGCAGCAGCAGCAGGGACGACUACUAGUCGAACUCCCACCAUCAUCAUCAUCACCCACCACUGCAGCAGCCGAAGAGACACACGAUGCCGAUUCUUCUGACGGUGCAGCAGCCAAUAAUAAGUCUGCUAAUCGCAAAAGGGCUCGGGUGGGACAAAUGAUGGCACAAAACUACUUCCCCUUCAAGCUACAUUCCCUACUCACAUUGUCGGAAAAGUUUGGAUACCAAAAUAUUCUCUGUUGGGCUCCUCAUGGGCGAUGCUUUCUCGUCAAUGACAAGGACUUGUUCUGUGCCGCCGUCUUGCCCUUGUUUCGACACUCCGAGUUCGCUUCCUUUCGAGCACAGCUCAAGGCGUAUGGAUUUGUCAGGAUUGGCAAGUCGGGACCCGACAAGGGAGCCUACUAUCACACGGCCUUUUUGAGAGGACGACCAGAACUAUGUGCCAAUAUUACUCGUCGACCCAAAAAUGUUCAUGGGACUGUUCGGGGACGACCCAAGGGCCGCCACGAUAAUAAUGUCGAACCCGACUUUUAUCGCAUGCAGUUCCUUCCCGAUUUGAACAUCGCAUCAGUCAAUCCUCCUCCUCCUGGUAGUAUCAAGGAUGUGCUCGAGACGGCUCUGACUCAAAUCAUUCCACCACCAGUGGUGACACGAGAGGUCAGCAGCAGUGGAUGUCAGAGUCCAAGUUCUCCUACCACCAGCAGUCGUCAGAUUUGCAACCUUUUGGAGGAGAGCAGCAGCAGUAUUGGCUCCCACCACAGCAGCAGCGGCACUGGUGGUGUGGCUGCCGCCCCUCGUCAUGCCAAGUACCUCAAGCAGCAUGGUCGUGAACAGCCCUUCCCUGUCAGGCUUCAUGCGUUCCUCAGUGAUUCUCAUGAGGAGCAUGGCUUUGGCCGUUUGGUAACGUGGCAUGAAUCUGGUCGUGCCUUUGGCAUUGUAGACGAGAAACAGUUUGAACAGAUGGGUUGUGUCAGGUGGCUGGGGUUGACAUCACUUGCUCACUUCAAGGCAGAGUUGGAUGCGUUUGGCUUCAAGCGUAAGCCGACGGGAGCCUAUUUCCACGAGAUGUUCCACAAGGCACUGCCUCACCUGUGUCGCUGCAUCAAGCGUGAAGUGAUAUCAUCCUCUAAUAAGUUAGCAGCCAGCGGUUGCAGUGAUGUCUCUUCAGUUGGGUCUCACUCUGCAACCGGUGCAGUCAAAGACACGAAGGAGGACACGGCUACGCGGCUUGGCGGCUCUUCCAUCUCCAUUAGCAGCUCCAACUCGUCUGAUCAGGACCAUCGUACCUGCAGUCCUGAGAUGGAGGUCGCCAUUGCACUGACAGCCAUGGACGACCGCAGCAACGCGAGUGGGGAGAUGGAAAUGCCCUCCGUGUCCAGCAUUGCAAUUCCAACAGAGCCAAUGUCUCCUUUGAAGACGGAUGAUCACUCGUCCCAAUCUCCGGGCACGAGCAGCAUUGGUGCUCUAAAACGGCGACUGUCAUCUGCACCUGCCUUGCCUCUCUUGGCCCUGGCAGCCAGCAACAAAAGGCAGAAGAAGCAGGGCAAGUCGGAAGACACUUCGAUAGUUCCCAAACGCCGACAAAUGAGUGAUCCACCAGGCCGCUACGAAAUGGAGCAGCAAGAGGAGCGACGCAAGGCGAAGGAGAUGGAGGAAAAGGCGAACAAGCUUGCUACGACGGCUGAGGAGCCAAAUGCUCCUUCCCAGGACGAGGGCACAAGGAAAGCAGAAAAGCCGACCGGGGCAUCAAGUAGCAAUGACGAAACACCCCAGGAACAGCAAGCCAUCGCCGACAAGGAGGAAAACAUCCUGGAAGUGACCGGAUCCGACAGUGACAAAGACGCGGUACAAGCAGCAGAAAAGGGAGAAGAAGGGAUUAUCGACAAAACCAAGCGCCCCUGCCCAGCUUUCAUGGCCGACACGACAACAGAUGCAGUUGCUGUCGAGCCAAAGCCACCAUCAGAUCAUCCGAAAGAGUCUGUAGCCAAGGUUGGCGCGAUAGGAGUGGAGGCAAAAGGGGUUAGUGACGCCCCCAACCAUGUGAGCGUUUGAGCAGAAGAUUGCUCGAACUAUUCUUGCGUUCAUUUGAUGCAUGCUUGACAGAAAGUACACAUAACUUCUACCGGAUAAAUACUAUGUUAGUCGAUGCAUUUAAAAUGGC
Molecule: messenger RNA, 3687 nt
Organism: Seminavis robusta
Lineage: Eukaryota; Bacillariophyta; Bacillariophyceae; Naviculales; Naviculaceae
Source: the annotation of a GenBank genome assembly